AUGGCCGAAGCUGUUCAGCCUGUGCAAGCUGAUGCUGCAGGCAAUGCCCAUCCAGCUGGCGCGACUGAACAAAAUCAAGAGAAGCCAAGCAACGGUGCUUCGAGGAAACCUCGUCCACGUCGACCCAACUACAAUGAGAUACAUGCCAAACCUCUUCCAAUAGAUGUAUAUGCGCUACCUGCCUUUGUCCCUCAUAACCCAAUCUCUCUUGUACGACUGGCCAUUAGUCUCCUUUCGCAGUCUCUAUGGCCACCCAAGUCGCAUAACGUUAUCCACAAGGCCUACUACUCCGUAGAGACGCAGUCGAUCCAUGUCACCGAUCCGGCUUCAAUUCGAGCCCUCUGGGAACAGGGAUUUUGGGGCAAAGGCUCGCUUAGCAGAAGUGAACCGCAGUGGCUGGUCGCGGAAAAGCGCCGACGGGGAGCACAGGCAUCGAAGACUAGCACAGAAGUUACUCAAUCUAGGCGAGAGGAGCGGAGGCAAUUCAAAUUGGAACGAGCCAAGGCUCAACGUGAAGCUAUUGAGCAGCAACUCCGGCAAGAGGGCAAACUGGUACCGGAGGCUACUGUCGAUGAGCUUGUAGACGGCGAUUCCAAGGACGCCACCACCUCUGACAAUGUCAAGGUUCCUGGUAUAGAUGAGGCCACAAAUAAUAUAUUGGCAGAAGAAGAAGCCACCACUAAACUUGAGGAAAUCGAUAUCCCGGACUUGGAACACCUUCAGCUCACGCCUGAGGAAGCUUUCUUUCUGUCCUAUGUACUUGGUGCUCUGGAUGUGGUCAACGUUGGCGCUACCGAGUCCGAUGAGCAGUUUGAACCUUACUCAGCUUGGUACUUGCUCCGACUGUAUUGUGCACAUGCAUCGACUUCCGACGACACGGCGGACAGUGAGAGGACUCUGACACAUCUUCAUACUGCAUACAUCAUGAGUAAGGCCGCUACGCAAGUCGACUCGGCCCUGUCGUGCGUCCCGUCUAUCGCUCCAGAUAAUCCAUUCCUGUUGAAGUACGUCGUCUUCCACCACUUCCGCUCCCUUGGCUGGGUUGUCCGUCCUGGUAUCAAGUUCGCUGUUGAUUAUCUGCUUUACAUGCGCGGUCCCGCAUUCACCCAUGCGGAAUUCGCAAUCAUGAUCAUCCCGUCAUAUUCGGCUCCAUGCUGGAACGAAAACCCCCGUGGUGAGUCGAGGAUUGCGGAUCAGCAGCGCAAGGACUGGUGGUGGUUUCACAGGGUCAAUCGGGUGCAGACGCAAGUUAUGAAGACGCUCAUGCUGGUCUACGUUGAAGUCCCGGAACCAUGGGAUACAAGCGCUACAGAGCUGGGAGGAUUCAAGGUUGAUAUUGGCAGUGUGCUGAAGAAGUACAAGGUUCGAGAAUUCGUAUUCAAGCGAUGGAGCCCAAGCAGGAAUAGGGAUUGA
Messenger RNA from Bipolaris zeicola 26-R-13, 1413 nucleotides. RefSeq lists its product as uncharacterized. The coding region runs from base 1 to 1413 and encodes 470 amino acids. Gene Ontology annotation, cellular component: tRNA-intron endonuclease complex. Gene Ontology annotation, biological process: tRNA splicing, via endonucleolytic cleavage and ligation; tRNA-type intron splice site recognition and cleavage. The transcript has a single exon. Gene Ontology annotation, molecular function: nucleic acid binding; tRNA-intron lyase activity. The record is from RefSeq and is a predicted model, not a curated record. NCBI's taxonomy places the organism in Eukaryota, Fungi, Ascomycota, Dothideomycetes, Pleosporales, Pleosporaceae.